GACUAUGAACUCGGACCUAAGUACAGACGUGGAUUGCAGAUGACAGGUCUGUUUUGUUAGUUUGCCAAAAAUAUCUAUAAUGUCAACAAAAAAACAAGCAAGUGAAAGAUUAAAAGCCAAGAAGAUGAGCAAAGUGCAAAUACAGCAAGCUAUUAUCAAGAAGAAACAAUGUGAUGCAAAAGCUCUUGCAAUAGUCGAGCAGCUUUUAGAACCUACUGUAAAUCCAGAUUGGCUUCUUCAAAAUCUACAAUUUUUAAGCAAAAGUCACAUGGAGGAUAUAAUAGAAGAAAGAUCAAUAGUAAAGCUGUGUGGAUAUAUUCUGUGUUCCAAACCAUUGAGUGUUAUCAUUUGCCAACAGUAUCACAUAUCAACUCGUAAUAACAAAGUAUAUGAUAUCAGUAAACGAAAAAAAUUUUGCAGUUCGUCUUGCUAUGGAGCAGCUAAUUUCCUUCUUGAGCAAAUGUUAGAAAGUCCAUUAUGGCUAAGAGAAAAAGAUGAUAUACCAGUUUUUCAAAUUUUACCUGUAAAUGUUAAACAACAUGUUCUUGGAGAUGAAAUAGAUGUUGCUGGAAUUAAACUUGUUAACCAGAAUAUAGAUAUUGACAAUGCUGAAUGUGUAAAAGAGUCCAAGAAAGAUGAUAAUGAAUACAACAAAGAAUCUCUGGAAGUCAAGCAAACAAGAAAAAAUAGAUUAUCUGAUAUAUCAAACUUGAAAAAAGAAAGUAUACAUAGUUCUACUUUAUUGAAUAGUGAAACGAACAAUAUAAGUAACGUUUCUGAAAAUAUUGACCCGCAAGAUUUGUUUAGUGAUAACACAUAUUUAUCAGAACUGCGAUUGAAUAAAAAAAAUGAAGAUUGUGAAUCUAUAAAACUUAUAAAUCGUACAGGCAACUGUGACAAUAAAAUUCAGAAAGUAGAUAUAAAAUUAGAUAAUUUAGAUGUAGAAAUUAUCAAAGAAUAUGAAAAUAUGCCACACUCAUGUGAAGAUAACAUUAGAAAUACAGACAAAAAUACAAAUAUAAAUACUACAUGCAAAAAUGAUUGUAAAACUGAUAGAACACAACCUCAGUUGAAUGAAAUAAAUAUUCAAACUAAAAUAAACAAAACUAGACCUAAUAGAUGCAAGAAAGUACAAUUUCAAUUAAAUGAAAGUAACAGUAAAAAUAAUAACGGUAAAAGCAUAAUACAAACUCAGUUAAAUGAAAUAAACAGUUGCCAAAAUGGUGAUAAUAACAAGUUGCAAUUUUAUCCUGACAAACUAUAUAAUGAUCAAAAUGAUAAUAAACAACUUGAGUAUCAAGUAGGUGAGAAUACAGAGAAUAAUUGUAAAGACAACAAAAAAAUAAUACAACCGUACUUAUUUGAGGAAUACACCAACAAUAUUGUAACUUCUACAUCUGGUUACAAUCCUGAGGAAAAAAAACAUAAUAAUAAAAGUAGUAAAAAUAAAAAGUGUAAACAGAAAGAAUUUGGUAGCGCAGAAACACAUGUCAAUUGUUGUUACUUACUUGUAAUGCGUGUUGAACAGAAUGUCAGAGAAUGGAUUACAGAAAAUACGCUUCGUCUGUUACUGGGUGGGGAGGAUGAAAAAUGCAAGUUAUUAGAAAGUCUUGCGCAGCACGACAGAUAUGAGCAAUUAUGUAAAAAAUUAAAUAGAUUGCAGUUAGAAGACGAACGAGAAGAUUGCAUCAUCUUGGAAAAAAAUAUGUUGAAACCUUUACCUCAUUUUUCUGUGCUUCAAGAAGAAGGAAAAAAAAUGGAAUUAAAGGUGCGUGCUUUUUAUGAAGGACGAACAAUUUUUGAAGACAGUAAUAACGAAUCAGAAAACAAAAAUGAUGAAGAUGACGAACCGGUAUUACCAUUAACAGCUUCUCACACUCCUAAUGCAAUUCGCCGCCGAAUUUUUUUGGACAAACUUAAUAAAAUAUUGCCAGAUUUAUUGCGUGCAUUGACGUCUAAUACAAAUUGCUCAAUAGCGGAAUUUACUUAUAACAAUGAGAAGUAUUCUUUAAUCAAGAUUUUAAUUAGUACUUUUAACUUAUCCGCUGCAAACAUUGUUUUCAGAGCUGCCGAGUGGACACUUGUAGGACUUCUUAUCAUUAAAAUGUUAAGUUUAAUUGAUGUGCAGAUGAAGUCUUUACUUCAAACUAAACAAGCCACAUUAUACACAUCAAUGAUCCUUAUGUCGUACAAAUUAGAUUCUAGCUAUUUGGAUAGACUUAUAAUGGAAGUAACAAACUCAAUGGAUAUAAAUUAAAUAACAAAUAAACAUAAAAAGAUUAAUCUUUUGUAAAUUAUAUAAAUUACGUGUGCGUAAU
Messenger RNA from Pseudomyrmex gracilis, 2318 nucleotides. RefSeq names its product putative RNA polymerase II subunit B1 CTD phosphatase RPAP2. The record is from RefSeq and is a predicted model, not a curated record. Gene Ontology annotation, cellular component: cytoplasm; nucleus. The transcript has 6 exons. Bases 80 to 2257 code for a protein of 725 amino acids. Gene Ontology annotation, molecular function: RNA polymerase II CTD heptapeptide repeat phosphatase activity; RNA polymerase core enzyme binding. NCBI's taxonomy places the organism in Eukaryota, Metazoa, Arthropoda, Insecta, Hymenoptera, Formicidae.